CGGUAUCGGUCCGUAGACGUAAUUUAAAUCAAAAUAUACUGUUGUUGUGCACAUCUGUAGUUCUGACUAAGUCGCGGUCCACUUCCCGUUGAUAACGACAGCGUGAUUACACGGUAACGUUGAUAAAAUCAAAUUCGAUGCAUCGCGAUUCAUGUGUGUGUGUGUGUGUGUACGCGCCAGCGUUGGGUGUUGUAGACCAGUAAUGUAAGUGCAAAUAAAAUGCUUCUUUUUCGAGGUAAGCCGCUCGGUAAACGCCAGUCGUGAGAUGUUUGCUGUGACGGGCUGCAUAUUUCUCACUGAAAUCGCUUUGGAACUAUGGCCGAAGACGAAGAUUUCCCGGGACGGCUGUUACAUCAGGUAGCAUUAUGGGACAACAUAGACUUCUUGACAGACCUUCUCAAAGAUGACGAACAUAAAAAAUUUGUCAACAGUCGUGAUUCGUGGGGCCGUACUGCUCUUCAUGCGGCAUGUUCAAAUGAGGGUUCUGGUUGUUUGGAAAUAUUACUUAAUGCCGGUGCCCUUGUCGAUACACCUUGCGGAUCUCGUGGCGAUUUGCGAGUAUGUAAUUACCAAAAACCUCUGACUGCAUUACAUAUAAGUGCAUAUAUUGGAUGUCCAAAAAACAUCCAAACUCUCUUAAAUCACAAUGCAAAUGUAAUGUUGCAAGACUCUAAUGGACUUACAGCACUGGAUAUAGCCCUCAAUACAGAAAACACUACUUGUAUCAAAUUAUUGAAAGAUGCUUCAGAUUCCUGGGAAGAAUCACAAAACACAAUUCAUAUGGCAUUACGAGAUGCCAUUUGCAGAGGAGAUUUUAAUGCAACCCGUACAAUUUUGUUGGAACUUGGGUCAAAAGAAGAUUUCAUUGUUAAUAUGGCACCUAAUGGUAGUACCACAUUGUUAUACUGUGCUUGUGAAGUUGGGAGAAAAGACAUAGUGAAAAUGUUACUUGAUCAUAAAGCUGAUGGUAGAAUACAUCCAAUAACUCGGUAUUCUCCUCUUUACAUUGUUGCUUUUAAAGGAAAAAAAGAUAUUGUUGAAAUAAUUCUUAAGAAAUUUCCUGAUCUCAUUCGUCAAACUACUGUAGAGAAAUGGUUGCCAAUUCAUGCGGCAUGUAUAAAUGGAAAUACUCAUAUUGUAGAUCUCUUACUAAAAUAUCCUUAUCAUCCUAAUACACUAAUUAAAUUAAGAAAAGACAAUUGGGAAUUUGAUGUUCCAUUUGAUAUAAAUACUAAAGAUGUCAAUGGUCAAACAGUAUUGUAUUUAGCUUGUCUCUUAGGGAACUCAAAAAUUGUAGACAUACUGUUAAAAUAUCAAGUUAAAGCAAUAAAGGUUUGUGCUGCUGAUGGAACUUCUAUAAAAGAUGAUAAUAAUGAUAUGUCAAAACGUAGCCGUAUUUCAGAAGGCAUUCAGUCAAUAGUUUCUCGUCUCAGAGGAAAUCUAACUAAAGAAACAGAUUUAAAUGAAAAAAAUAUAAAACCAGUUGAACUAAAUGUAUAUUGUAAUGAAGAAGCCCCAGAAACUGCUCUUCAUGCUGCUGUACGAAAUGGACAUAAAGACAUUGUAAUUGCGUUGCUUGAAAAUGGUUCUGAUCCUAAUCUACUUACUUUACAACCAAGCACUGAUUACAAACAAAAGGAUGAUGACACACGAGAAGCUGGGUUUUCUCCAUUGACCAUAGCUUGUAGUAAAGGAGACACAUCCAUUGUUGAAUUGUUAUUAAAAUAUGGUGCUAGAGAUGAUGAUUGUAAAGCACUUGCAGCUGCAAUGAUAACCAAAAAUCAACAUUUAAUAACUACAUUACUUGGGACUAAAGCUUUUGCUGAUCCUGAACACAAAAUCAAUAAAAAAGCAAUGACAGAUAAUAUUGCUUCACAAUUUGGUGGUCUUUCAAGUUUAACUUACAGUAAUAUAUUUCCUAGUACUCCAGUUAUGAUAAAUUGGCAUAGUCAGCGUUGUAAACUUGAAUCCAUAAAAUCACAGUGGCUGAUUGACGCUGCUCUCCACAUCAAUCCUAGACUGAAAAUGAAUCCCCGAAGUAGAGAAAUUGUUUUGUUUGCUAUAACUAGACUAGAUAUAUCAAAUAAUUCACUUACCCAAGUACCAGCAAUCAUUUUUCAAUUGCAAAGUCUUAAGUAUUUAAAUUUGGCUCAAAAUAAAAUUGAAAUAUUACCUGAUCCAAAUGAUUUACGUCAAGUAACAUCUCCUACAAGUAAAAAAAUGUCUAGACUAUAUAAAUCCAUCUACACUGCCAAUGUUCUAGAAGAACUUUACCUGCAAGAUAAUCGUCUUGAUAAAGUUCCUGAAGAGUUAUUCAGAUUACCUUCAUUAACUACACUUGAUUUAUCCAACAACAAACUUCAUUCUGUACCAUUUCAAAUGUGGCGAGCACCAAAACUAAAAGAUCUAAAUAUGUCUUUUAAUUUGAUUAAAGAACUUCCAUAUGCCCAAUCAGAAAAUGAAGCCAGAAGUUUACGUGAAAAAUCUGUUGGGCGAAUCCCUAUAUUAGAUAAAGCCUAUGAAGUAAAAGAAAUUGAUGCUAAUGAUAUUGAUGAAAGUAUUUCAUUAAUUCAUCAUAAUGUUUGGAAUCGCACUAUUGAAAUAAUGGAACAAAUUGCUAGAGUUGAUGAUGCUUUUGAAGUUAAAUCUAACACUUCACAAUUAUCUUCAUUAAACUUAUCACAUAACAGAUUUAGCUCUAUACCUCCUGUACUAUCAUGUUUAGCUGUAAACUUAACACGGCUUAACUUAUCUUAUAAUUGUUUGAGAACAAUGAGUUAUAUAACAUCAUAUCCCAGUUCACUUAAACAAUUAGAUCUUAGUCAUAAUAAAAUAUGUGUUUGGCCUAGCCUACCACAAAUUAAUUUAGAAGAAGCUACACCUGAUCAAGAAAACUUAUUGUGUUAUCGUUUGGAAACUGGACAGGUUCCCAAAUCAACUGUACCUUCAAAAAUACGAACUAGUAGGAGAAUGUCAUUAAGAGCAAAUAUUUUAAACCGUGUAUGUUCUCACAGACGUCAUUUAAGGCUUGAAAAUUUGAGAACACUAAUGCUGGCUGAUAAUUGUUUGAAUAGAAUUCAAUUAUCAACUGAUGAUGAUGGAUUUCUUAUUGUUUCAAAUGAUUCAGCUGAUGAAUUGGAUGAUUGGGAUACAGGAGGAUCAUUAUUGGGAAAUUCAAAAUCAAAAUUGAUUUUUCCUAAUUUGAGUAUGUUGGAUUUAAGUAACAACCAAUUAAAAGAAAUUCCUAUCAAUAUAAAUGAACUAAUUAAUUUGUCUGUAUUAAAUAUAAGCGGAAAUAAAGACGUAACAGAAUUACCUCCACAAAUGGGUUUGUUAUCACGGUUGUGGAAUCUUAACACAAGAGGCUGUAGCCUACAAGAACCACUUAAAUCUAUGAUAGAUUCAAAUAAGUAUAAAACAAUGGAUGUUAUUGGUUAUUUGAAAUCUGUUCUUGAAGAUGCUAAACCAUAUGCUCGUAUGAAGUUAAUGAUUGUUGGAGUUCAAGGAAUUGGAAAAACAUCAUUAUUAGAUCAACUUAGACAAGAAGGCACAGGCAACUACAAAAAGAGACCAGUAGAUCAUUGGGCAAAACGUAUGGGAAAUAAAAAUAUAAACCAAAAAACUAGCAAAGGGACCAAUAUUUCAACAGUUGGUGUUGAUAUUGGUGAUUGGGUAUAUGAAAAAAAAAUCAGAGGAAAUUCUCAAUAUGGUCCAGUGAUGUUCAGAACUUGGGACUUUGGUGGCCAAAAUGAAUAUUAUGCCACACAUCAAUACUUUUUAUCCAAAAGAAGUUUGUACAUUGUUGUAUGGAAAAUUACAGAUGGCCAUCGAGGAAUUGCAGAAAUCUUACAAUGGCUAGUUAACAUACAGGCUCGUGCACCUAACUCCCCAGUAAUAAUUGUUGGUACACACUAUGAUGUCAGUACCAAAUUUCCUGAAUACCAUUCAGAACUAUUACAACAACUUAUUAGAGACCGAUUCAUUAAUAUAGUAGAUGCAGAGAAGUAUGGUUUGCCUAGAGUGUUGGAUACCAUUGAAAUAAGUUGCAAAACAAAACAUAACAUUAAGCUUUUAUGUAAUAUUAUUUAUGAUACAGUGUUCAGUCUCAAACCUCCUGGAAGUAAAGAACUUUUAUUGGAACAGAGAGUACCAGCAACAUAUUUAGCAUUAGAAGACAUUGUAAGUCAUAUUGGAUCUGAAAGACGACAAGCUGGUUUAGAUCCUGUCUUAAACUUAGAUCAAUUUAAAACUGCAGUAAAUGCAGAAAUGUUAUCAAGAUAUCAUAAAUCAUUUCGAGAUAUGGCUGAACUUAAUCAAGCUAUUUUGUUCUUGCAUGAAAAUGGUGUAUUGUUACAUUAUGAUGAUGCAACAUUAAAAGAUUUAUAUUUUUUAGACCCACAAUGGUUAUGUGAUAUGUUGGCACACGUUGUAACGAUAAGGGAAAUCAAUCCUUUUGCUCGUUCAGGAGUAAUGAAAUUAGAUGACCUACAAAUUGUAUUGAAAUCAUCAACUUGUACAAGAGAAUAUAUUGUUAACUUGCUUAAUAAAUUUGAAGUAGCUCUAACUUGGGAUAGCCGAUCGUUAUUAAUUCCAUCUCUUUUACCAUCUGAAGAAGAUAUGUUAGAUCAAAGAGCACAACCAAUAUCUAUCAAAGUACCUAUAAAAUCAAAAAUUCGUAAUAUAAAAACAAGAUCUUCAAGUCAACCAAUGUUAGAUUUAGUUGAUAUUGGAGAACAUAUUACUAGUCGUUCAGAUCCAGAAGUAUCUGUCCGCCGUUUAUUGCUUAUGUCAUAUUUUCCAUCAGGCUUUUGGUCUCGGCUAAUUACACGCAUACUUAGUGAUGAUACAAUUAUUAGUGUAAUAAGACAUAUUUUUAUGCCAACUGAGGUAAAUGGUGAUGAUUUUAUGUGCUCAGAUUUUCAAACUCAUUUUGAUUGGAUAUUAUGGCAAACUGGAAUUGAAUUAAAAUUUGCAAAUAAAAUCACAUUAUUUCGUAUGAAAGAAGUAUUACACCGUAAUUUUCCAAUAAACUAUAGACAUCUUAGAUUUCAGCUUUUCCAAGAAACCUCUUGGUUUGAUAUUCCAAUAAAAACUUCUUCUAUUCUUGAAACUUAUUUACCCUUAGAUACUGUUAUUAUAAAAAAACCAAUAAAAAAUAAUGAUGAAGAAGACAUAGGGUUUAGAGCUAUUGUAUUGGAUCCAUCUCCUGUACAAGCUGCAAAAUUAUUAGCUUUAGUAGUAGACCAUAUAGAUGUACUUUUAGAAGACUGGUACCCAACAUUGGGUACCCGAUUUGUUCAUACCUCUGAAGGAAAAUGUUUAGUUACUAGACUUGUUCCAUGUCCAAGAUGUUUAGCUGGAAGUGUAGAAACCGAUAGUAUUUCAAUUGAUAUGAAAGACGAUGAUAGUACAAGCAAAAUAGAUCAUAUUUCUAAAGAAUUUUUGAAGAAAGAUUUGUAUGGUAAAAAUAUUGUGCGUAAAUCUCAAGAAAGUUACAAUGGUUCUGAUGGCGGCGAUAGUGGUGUUGGACAUGAUGUUAGUCCACAAUCAAGUAGAAAAGUAUCUGUUGAUGGGCAUCCUUUAGUGUCAAACGAUCAGGAAGGAGAUAUACACUAUGGAUGGAUUGUUGAAGAUUGUAUUCUAGCUGCAUCUUCAGUAGAUAAACUUUGUGUUGUUUGUCCAAAGCAUGGAGACUUACCUUUAGCACAAGUUGCUCCUGAUACUGUAUUUUUGGAUUUGGGCAAAGAAUUGGUAAUUAAUGAUGAAGAUAUUAUCCGAGGUAAACUAUUAGGUCGUGGAGCAUUUGGAUUUGUUUUUAAAGGAGUUUGUAAAGGAAAAAAACUUGGUAACAGUAUACAAAUUGCUAUUAAAAUGCUUCAGCCUGUACCACCUGGACCUAAUGCUAGUCAAUCUGCUGUUAUAGCUUAUAAAGGAGCUCAAGUAAAGUGGGAUCGUGAUCCACUCCAGUAUACUUGUAAAUCUUAUUGUAGCGCAAGACAAGAAUUAAACAUAAUGCUGAAUUUAAAACAUCCAAAUAUUGUUCCAUUAAUUGGUGUUUGUACUAAACCACUAGCACUUAUUCUUGAUCUUGCACCAAUAGGUGCAUUAGAUCAAAUUUUAAGAAACUAUCGAAGAUCUGGUUCAAAAUUAGAUCCUCAUAUUCUACAACAGAUUGUAUUUCAGAUAGCUAAAGCAUUAGAAUAUUUACACCAGCAACGAAUUAUAUAUAGAGAUUUAAAAAGUGAAAAUGUUCUUGUUUGGUCUAUUCCAGUUCCAUUUCAAGAUCCUUAUGCAGUUAAUACGCAUGUUAAAAUGGCAGAUUAUGGAAUUAGUCGUUUAUCUUUACCAUCUGGUACCAAAGGUUUUGGUGGUACAGAAGGAUUUAUGGCUCCAGAAAUAAUCAAAUACAAUGGCGAAGAAGAGUACACUGAAAAGGUAGACUGCUUUUCAUUUGGUAUGUUUGUUUAUGAACUUUUAACAAUGCAUCAACCAUUUGAAAAUCAUGAAUCUGUAAAAGAAAGUAUUCUAGAAGGACAUCGGCCAGCAUUAACUUAUAGAGAAACAGCAUAUCCAAACUACUUGCUUGAUUUAAUGGCUGUGUGCUGGUCACAAAGUCCAAAAGAACGUCCUUCAGCUAGCCAAAUUGUUUCUAUUGUGUCAGCUCCUGAAUUCACUCAUUUAUAUGAUGUAGUUUCACUAAAUCAUUCAGCUGAUGUAGUUUCUUGUACUCGAGUACCAUUACCACUUAGUGAAGAUAAUGAGAAUAGCGGCGAUGAAAUAUGGUUGCCCUGUUCUAAUGGAAAACUUGACAGAUUGGCUUUUAGUAGUACAAAUUGGUUUCAUUACAGAAGUACAAAUGUAACACAUAAAAUUACAGCCAUUUGCACAAUAGAUAAUCAUAGUGUUUGGUUAGGAGAUUCAGAAGGACAAAUUCAUGCCUACUCGAGUAUUGAUAGCAAAUACAUGUUUAGCUACAAACUGAUAACGGAUGACCAAGAAGUUGUUGUUAAAUGUAUAGUGACCCUAAAAGAUAGAUAUAGGGUUGCAGUAGGCUUGGAAAAUGGAAGAAUAUUUCUUGUGCGGAGUGAUAUGUCACCCCUAGCACCAACCAUGGGAGAAGGAAGUUUUGUAAUGAGUGAACUUGGAAGUUCAACUGUAUUGUUUGAUUUUAUAGCUGUUGACAGUAAUAAGACUUGUGAAUUAUGGUGUGGAGAAGAUCAAGGACGUAUAUCAGUAUACACUAUCAAACAAAAUGUAGCAAUCAAUUAUGAAGUUCUUGAACAUUUUGAUUACACAGGCUUAGAAACACAAGUCAUUUCACUAAGCACUUCCCAUGAUCAUCAUUUUGUAUGGUCUUAUGUACACCCAGGUUGUGUUGUUUAUCAAUGGGAUAUAGUUACUAGAAAAAUAAUGAAUAAGUUGGAUUGUUCAAAACUAAUUCCAUGUUCAGAAAGUCUAAAAUCAAUUAGUAUAGAAGAACGAUUGAGUCCAGGAAAAUGCCAAAUAACUAGUAUUUGUACAGUUGGCAAUGAAUUAUACAUAGGUACAGCUUGGGGUUGUAUUGUUGUUGUUGAACAGGAUACUGCUAGGCCUAUCACUGUAUUCAGACCAUAUGAACAAGAGGUAAUAUGUAUGACUGCUGCUGGUGAAGGUAAUGCAGUUAUAAGUAUAGGCCAUGGAUAUAGGAGCUUAUUGAAAAGGUAUUUAUCUCAUUGUAAUGAUAUGGCUGAUGUGACGGGAACAACAUUUGCAAUACUCUGGUCUACUCGCAACUGGAAUUCUUAUUAAUAUAUUAUGUUAAACCUAUUUAUUAUAUAUGUGGGUUAUUGCGUCAUUUCUAACUAAAAACACUUCCUUCUAAAUUACAAAGACAAUUUUACUUUUAUUUCUAAUAAAUUAAUAUAUUAUUUGGAUUUGGACUUUCUCAGUGUGGAAAUAAAUUCAAUUAAAAUAUUUUAAUUAAUUUCUCAAUAAUAUUUUUACUGUACAUAAAAUUAUCAUCAAAAACCAUGACUAUAGUAUAAACUUUUAAAGCGCUUUGUGAUUUUAUUAGAGAUAUUUAUUAAUCAGUUAUUUUUUUUUUAUCAAUCUACAC
Sipha flava (yellow sugarcane aphid) is the source of this 8095-nucleotide messenger RNA. It is a transcript of the gene Lrrk, whose product is annotated as leucine-rich repeat serine/threonine-protein kinase 1. Gene Ontology annotation, biological process: protein phosphorylation. Lineage: Eukaryota; Metazoa; Arthropoda; Insecta; Hemiptera; Aphididae. The record is from RefSeq and is a predicted model, not a curated record. Gene Ontology annotation, molecular function: protein kinase activity; ATP binding; protein binding. The transcript is spliced from 31 exons. The coding region runs from base 316 to 7788 and encodes 2490 amino acids.